AUGUCGAAGAUGAAGCAUCUCCUCCGCAAGCUCCACAUCGGAGGAAGCAGCGGCGGAUUCGGAGACCACCACCACCACAGGCUAGACGAUUCGUCGACUAGACCUACGAUCAUCGAUCCCAGCCCUAUCGCUAGCUCUAGCCCUAGCCCCGCCUCCACUUCCUCCGUCUCUUCUUCCGGAUUCGGUAACGCCUCCGCCGCAAUGCCGAGAUUGGAAACCUUUGAGCCGCCGGCGGGGCGUGACGUCGCGGCGGCGGCGGGGGAUGGUGUCGAUUUCAGUUUGAUGGAGGAGGAGUAUCAGGUUCAGUUGGCUAUGGCGAUCAGCGUUUCUGAUCCUGAUCCGAGAGAGAAUGCGGAUACGGCUCAGCUUGAUGCUGCUAAGAGGAUUAGCCUCGGCGUUUCGGCUCCCGUUACGGAUGCAGAUUCGGCCGUUGACUUUCUGUCGCUUCGGUAUUGGGGACAUAAGGUUAUUAACUAUGAUCAGAAAGUGAGGGAUGGUUUCUACGAUGUGUAUGGGAUUACGUCCAAUUCUCUUUCACAAGGGAAGAUGCCACUUCUCGUGGAUCUUCAAGCGAUUUCGAUUUCAGAUAAUGUUGAUUACGAGGUUAUUUUGGUUAAUCGAUUGAUUGAUCCUGAAUUGCAAGAGCUGGAGAGGAGGGCAUCCGCUUUGUCUUUGGAAUGUCCAGAGUUUGCUCGUGGUCAGGUGUCAAGUGAUUUAACUCAGAAAAUUGCAAAUAUAGUUGUAGAGCAGAUGGGUGGCCGCGUCGAAAAUGCUGACGAAGCGUUGAGGAGGUGGAUGCAUCGAAGCUAUGAGCUAAGGAAUUCUUUGAGCACUACUGUUAUUCCACUUGGACGAGUUAAUUUUGGUCUUGCACGUCACAGGGCUUUGCUUUUCAAGGUGCUUGCUGAUAGGAUUAAUCUCCCGUGUAUGCUGGUAAAAGGCAGCUAUUACACUGGAACUGAUGAUGGGGCUGUGAAUUUGAUUAAACUAGAUGACAAAUGUGAAUACAUUAUUGAUUUAAUGGGUGCUCCGGGUGCUCUAAUUCCUGCCGAGGUUCCAAGCAGUUUUCUUCCAGUUGCUUGCACCGAUACGAGAGUAUUUCCUGAUGAUCUGUUGCAACAUUCUUGCCCUGUACUUGACAAAGAAGCUGAAACGCCAGUAUUUUCAGUUCUCGAGGAAACAGAUUCCAGACCUUCUGGUAUGGUGGCAAAAUUAUUAACUGGAAACCAUGAAGAAAACAGUGACAGAUUUGCUGUUGAAAAACAUCAAACGGAGAGAUUUGAGCAUGACUUUGGAAAGCUAAUGCAAACACAGCAGAUAUCUGGUGAAAACUUGCCGCCAUUUUCUGGGAAACCGACAAGUGCACAGAAAGUAAAAGUUAAGAAUGUCUCGAAAUAUGUCAUAAGUGCGGCAAAGAACCCUGAAUUCGCGCAGAAAUUACAUGCUGUCUUGUUAGAAAGUGGUGCAUCACCUCCCCCAGAUUUGUUUAUGGAUGUGAAUCCACAGAACUUGAGGGAGAAGAGUUUGCUUCAAGAAUUUCGGCAAGAAAGUAGUAAUUCUGUGAAUUCUGCUGUUCCAUGCUACCCAGAAAAGGUCGGAGAUCAAUCAGCUGAACAAUUUAGAGAAUCUGAAAGGAGCGUCACAGCACUGCAACAACCAGCUGUUUCCACCUCAGCUGAGACUUACCAACAACCAAAAGAGGUAGAUUUUUUUAAGGAGAGAAACUUUGAUGUGGAUAAUAUGGGUAAAGUAUCUUCACCGGAAAAGAUGGAGAUCAGCACUGCUGAUGGGGAGCCCUCUGUUUGUGAUAGACAUGACCAAGGAAUUAAUCCAUUUCUCGGCGAGGCUGCAAAAUGGGAAAUCAUGUGGGAAGAUCUUCAGAUUGGCGAGCGGAUUGGUAUAGGUUCAUAUGGAGAAGUUUACCGUGCAGAGUGGAAUGGAACUGAAGUGGCUGUUAAGAAGUUUUUGGAUCAAGAUUUCUCUGGGGAUGCAUUGACACAGUUCAAAUCUGAAAUUGAAAUAAUGUUGAGGUUGCGGCAUCCAAACGUUGUUCUUUUCAUGGGAGCAGUUACUCGGCCUCCAAAUUUCUCCAUCCUGACAGAGUUCCUACCCAGGGGGAGUUUGUAUAGAUUACUCCAUCGACCAAAUCAUCAGCUUGAUGAGAAGAGACGAAUGCGGAUGGCACUUGAUGUGGGAACCGCAUUUACGGCCAUCGUUUACACAACUGAUGCGAAGUCUGAAGCGGCUACAGGGUCUAAAUAUAAGCAACAGAGGGAGCACAAGUGA
Eruca vesicaria subsp. sativa (arugula) is the source of this 2286-nucleotide messenger RNA. NCBI's taxonomy places the organism in Eukaryota, Viridiplantae, Streptophyta, Magnoliopsida, Brassicales, Brassicaceae. The record is from the annotation of a GenBank genome assembly.